UGAUCAUCCCUACUAACUCUAACAACCUCCAAAAACCCAUAAAUUAAAACCCUUCAACUUCAACUUCAACCCCCAACAUCCAUCCAUCCUAGGGUUGGCUGAUAUGUCACUUUUCCCACCUAGUCGGUCUCCUCAUAAUAAUGCUCAUGCAAAUAUGGUAAAGAUGGAGGAGAAGGGUUUAAAGCAUGAAAUUAUUUCAGAGGAAGAGAUGAAAAUCCGGCGAGAAAUUGAGAAUGAAAUAGAGAGAGAUUUGGAGGAAGAGAUUAAGGGAGGGAUAUACCAACAAGCUCUCCGCCUUCACCGCCUUUAUCACUUCCGGAAAAAUUCCUCUCAUAUUAACCCGGCGGCGAAAGCCAAGAAGGAGCUUUUGGAGGUAAAUAUCAGCAUCAAAAUGGAUGGGGGGACUAAAAUGGAAAUAAAAGAGACAAAAAAGGAGGCGCCGCAGCCGGAAAGUCUCCGACCGAGGACUUCCCGGUCCAACACUUUCUCUCGAUCUGUCCCGGAGAUGAAAAGGUUGGAUUGGGCUAAGUCUCUCCGGUCGAGUGCAGCGCCGGUGCCGUCUCUCGGAAAGAAACGUCAGGUUUGAUUGGAAUAAUAUAUACACUUCCGAUACUUCCCAAUAUAUGGUGUGCGUUGAUAAGCCGACAUGUCGUUGUUUAUUGGAAAUAAUGGAAAGAUUUUUUUGUUUGUUCCUUUUUCACAAGAUUUUUUAAUUUUUCUUAAAACCAAAAUAUUGUAAAAUUUUUAUACAAAGUGAGAUAAUUUGACAUAUACUAAUUUGGAAUUAUUGAGUAAUGUAUAAAGUAUAUAAUAUACAUGCAUGAUUUCUCUUUA
Molecule: messenger RNA, 834 nt
Organism: Cucumis sativus (cucumber)
Lineage: Eukaryota; Viridiplantae; Streptophyta; Magnoliopsida; Cucurbitales; Cucurbitaceae
Exons: 3
Coding region: 104-586 (160 amino acids)
Source: RefSeq, a predicted model, not a curated record